Molecule: messenger RNA, 27413 nt
Organism: Pelobates cultripes (western spadefoot toad)
Lineage: Eukaryota; Metazoa; Chordata; Amphibia; Anura; Pelobatidae
Source: the annotation of a GenBank genome assembly
CAUGCUUUGGUUGACGUCAAGCCUGGUGGGAGUGGCCUGCAAGGACACGCCCCCUAUGUUAUAUAAGAGCCUCUUGGGCAGCCUGGCUGCCACACAGCACUGAGUGUUCCCAGGGAGAGGGUCAGAGCUGUGUGUACUGACAGUGCUCCCAUCACUGGACUGCAGAGAGCCCCUGGGUGCUAUCACUUUAAGCAGAGCAUUAAAUCAGCCUCUCAGGACUUCAUGUCUGUAUUUUACCCCAUUCACUGGUAAGUCUGAUUUAGCAUUGUGUGUUAUAUCUGGGAGCCUGACUUCUCCUGGACUGCGGAGCUUUCCUGGAGGGCAUGGAUGAACAAAGAAACGCAGUUUUGGAUGGAAAAAAAUGCAAUCAGGAACUGGAAGGGAUUUCUGGAACUGAUGGGGGCACUCUACCCCAUGUCCCCCCCCUCCCCCCCCCACCCAUGUCAGAAAAAGGGGGGCACCUGGCUUAGCACUGACUCUCUGGCUGGGAGUUGGUUAAUAUGCCAGGUAUUUAGACUAAGCUAUAAAUUAACCCGUUUAGCUGCCAGUGCCUGACAUUGCAACUUGGGUCCUGUACUUCUAGUAUAUUUUAUAAUUCUAUUUAGCUAUGUAAAACCUUAUAUCGGGUAUCAGUGACCACGAUUCUCUCCCUCCAAAUCCAUGCUGUGUUCAGCUGACAUUUGUCUCUUCUCUGAUUAAUGGGUCACUUUAAGGAAGUUAACCAGUUAGGUGCCAGGCGAUGGGAGUUACAUUGUGGCUACAUGUGUGUCUUUGUAUGAAGUCCCCAUGGUGCUUGGGACCAGUUCUGUUCUUCUGACACAGAGGGUUAAUCUAACGACUACCAGAUGUAAUGUGUUGGUGCUGAAAGGUUAGGGCAGGAGUGGGUUAAUGAGCACAAGUAUAGUAGUUCCUUAUCCUUAAAGGAGCUCUGCACCAUGUACAGAGCUCCCCUGGAUCCUUGGCUGGGGCUCUGCACCAUGUACAGAGCUCCCCUGGAUCCUUGGCUGGGGCUCAUGUACAGAGCUCCCCUGGAUCCCUGGCUGGGGCUCUGCACCAUGUACAGAGCUCCCCUGGAUCCCUGGCUGGGGCUCUGCACCAUGUACAGAGCUCCCCUGGAUCCCUGGCUGGGGCUCUGCACCAUGUACAGAGCUCCCCUGGAUCCCUGGCUGGGGCUCUGCACCAUGUACAGAGCUCCCCUGGAUCCCUGGCUGGGGCUCUGCACCAUGUACAGAGCUCCCCUGGAUCCCUGGCUGGGGCUCUGCACAGAGCUCCCCUGGAUCCCUGGCUGGGGCUCUGCACAGAGCUCCCCUGGAUCCCUGGCUGGGGCUCUGCACAGAGCUCCCCUGGAUCCCUGGCUGGGGCUCUGCACAGAGCUCCCCUGGAUCCCUGGCUGGGGCUCUGCACAGAGCUCUCCUGGAUCCCUGGCUGGGGCUCUGCACAGAGCUCUCCUGGAUCCCUGGCUGGGGCUCUGCACAGAGCUCUCCUGGAUCCCUGGCUGGGGCUCUGCACAGAGCUCUCCUGGAUCCCUGGCUGGGGCUCUGCACAGAGCUCUCCUGGAUCCCUGGCUGGGGCUCUGCACAGAGCUCUCCUGGAUCCCUGGCUGGGGCUCUGCACAGAGCUCUCCUGGAUCCCUGGCUGGGGCUCUGCACAGAGCUCCCCUGGAUCCCUGGCUGGGGCUCUGCACAGAGCUCCCCUGGAUCCCUGGCUGGGGCUCUGCACAGAGCUCCCCUGGAUCCCUGGCUGGGGCUCUGCACAGAGCUCCCCUGGAUCCCUGGCUGGGGCUCUGCACAGAGCUCCCCUGGAUCCCUGGCUGGGGCUCUUCAAAGAAUGGUUCAGUUUGUUUAACCCCUUGCAUGCCUAGGGGACGUGUGCAGUGCCUUGUCCUGGCUUCUACAUGCAGUAUAAUGGGCAUCUCUGGCUGUAACUGGAGCCCACAUCAUGCGUUUCUUUGUUCAGUGAGAGAGACAGAGUUCAGCUGGUCUGGCUGUGUUUGGGAAAAUAAGACAAAGCGAUGUGUAUAUGUGUGUGUAUACAUUGGUAAUGCUGUAUAUAGGAGUGCUGGUCAGGGCUGUCUGUCUCCAGACUGGUUUCAUCUGUGUGUGUGUUUGCACUGUCUGUUUUAUACCGUGUCAGUCAGACAUGCAUUCAGACACCCUGAUAUUACCAGAGUCUCAAUCUGAUUAACAUGUUUGAUUCCAUUUAUAUAUUCGAGUAUUAUAUUAUAUUGUAUUGUAAUUAUAGUGUAUUAUAUUAGAUUAUUUUAAUCACUUUAUUAGAAUUAUCGUGACUAACCUUAUGCUAGUUUUUAACCAUUUCCCUGAAAUCCUGAUGUAAAUGUGCAUUUCAGGAUAUGGGCUGUCAUGCUGGCUUUGGUACCAGUCUUGGAAUACUCGGGUUAUAUAAAACUAAUCAUCGUUUGAGUUUUGCAUGGCACGUGCCAACUCCUAGUCCAUAGGGACAUUGACACAGAAUUGAUUAUCAUACUCAAAGUUCUAAAAUUGGAGUAAUCACCGUGGCAACUAUUGGAAUGAUCCUACAUAUUGCUGUAGUCUGCAUUACCUCCCAUAUUUUCCAUACGAGGAUGUGAUUAAGUGUACCCAUGGGCACAGCACCAACUAGUGAUCAGUAGGCUGGCAUUGCCUGUGACAUGCAUCACUGGUGGCCCUGUUACAAUACUGGCUAUAUCACUGCAGUGCCAUGUGUCAGAUUACCAUUACCAUGUGUCCUGUAUCCCUGUCUGCCAGGAAAAUAACUGGUGGCCAUUCAGCUAGUUUCACUAGUCACAAUGGUGUAACCCUUGUUCACUAUAGCGAGUCUAGGUUGGUGUUGGCUGGUAUACACUAACUUUCUAACUACAAGUUUUUUGUAUUUUCACUGUGAUCGAUUCUCACUAUAGUGAAUCGGGUUUGCACCAUUGAUUAACAAAUGGUUUGUUUAAUUUUGAUACUUUGCUCUGGGAGGUAUACAUCAUUGUUCUAUAGGUUUUAUGAGGUUGCAAACAAACAUUGCUCUGUAUCAAGUUCUUUAAGAACCCAGAGCGCAAGGCAAAUGUUUGCAGUGUGUGUGCACAAUGCUAUGGAAUGUUCAGUAAAUGCAAAGGAAUGUGGAACUUGGGUUUCGAAUGUUGGGCUUAGUCAAGACAGAUGUUUAACUGGGCCACAGUAUGGGGAAACUAUUAAAUGCAGUUAUGGGUUUAUUUAUCAAGCUCAGAGGUUAAACUGAAUUGUAGGCCAAUGUUUCUCUGAAGUGGAAAGUUAAUUCAUAUAUAUAUCAAAUAGUCAGGGGUGCACUCACAGGCCUUUAGUGGAAAAAUCGUGGUUUAAUGGAACGAGAGCUUCAGAUUCAUUUGUGAUAUAUAAUUGACGUUUCGACCCCUAAAUAUAGAUAGAAAUAUAUAUUCCCAAAAUUCACUGUUUAGCAAAUAAGCCUUUGGUAUAUAACUCUAUUUUGUAUCUGGUUGCUGUGCUUUGUAGCAGGAAAUCUAUUCUGGGUGUGCUCCGCAGCAGAACGAGUAAAUGUUUAUAACCUUUAAAAUACUUCGUUGCUUAUUCCAGCCAUGAAAUGGUGCAAAGGUUUCCUUCCUGUUUUGUGGUUGCUAAGCUUCUGUCUCAAGGUAGCGGAGCUGACUGUUAAAAGGAUUAACUAAACCGUACAUGUGUAUAUAGUCUGCAUUGUACUGCGAUGCAGUAUCUGUUGGUGAUGCAGCUUGCAAGUGUUGUAAAGACUAGUAUUCUAGUAGCCAAACCAGGGUGUUACGUGCUGCCAUGCAGAGUUUGAACUACAACCCCUAUAAUCCCCUGCUAGGCUGGCAGAGAAUUAUGGAAGCUGCCGUUCAGUUUACCAUUUAAUCGGAGUAUGUUGAAUUUUCCAAAAACCAUAAUCAAAGUUGAAGUAAUUCUCCAAUUUUCAGAAUGCUAUUAUAGCCUUAUUCUUCGCAGUUAGGCUUUUUUAAUUUACUUGAAUCCUGUUUUUGCAAGUUAUAGUCUGACAGUGAUUUGAUUAGUUUGUGCAAAACGAACAUCCUAUGCACACUUUUACUAUGGAAUCUUCUGGAUACCUUAUAUCCUGGAAUUUUAGAUCCCGUUGAGUUGUUUUUUUCCUAAAUCUGUAGUGGGGGUUAGAAAUAAAAGUUGUGUGCAAUUAACCCCUUAAGGACUAAACUUCUGGAAUAAAAGGGAAUCAUGACAUGUCAUGUGUCCUUAAGGGGUUAAAGGGACCCUGUUUGGACCAGCUCAUUGUCAAACAUUAUUACUUGGCACUCCCCCACUAUUGAUGCCAUCUGCUGAUUGGAACCAAGUUGCCCUAUUUAUAUUUUAUCUCCCCCUCCCCGCCUCCCCCUACCCCUUGGCAUCGACUAGAGAUGCAAUUAAAAGAUGAUACAUUACCUUUUGAGUGCUUGUUAGGAGGAAACCAAUAAUGCUGAUUUUAAGGCAUCUUUUUCCCUCCCACCUGAAUGACUGGCACUCAGAUUACCGCCGGGUUAUUCACUUAAUACAGUGAUUACACAUUUGACUGUCUUAAGGUCAUAUCUUUGAUGCCAAACCCCUCGAUUGAGCAUAUACAAGGAAUGUCACACUUUUGAUGUGUGUAUGUGAACGCUCUUGACACCGGUCAGACAAACCCAUCUAUGUAGUUUUUUCCGAACAAACCCUUUAUGAAAGAAUACCGGUUUGGUCACCUGUCUGUCAAGGUCAUCUGACAAAGGGAAGGCCUUAACGACAGUGUCUGAGAGAAGCUGCAUUGUUUAUAUUUAUAUCACUUUAUUCUUCUGUGUGAUUCAUUUACAAACAAUGUUUACUUUCCUUGUUAUAAUAAUCUUGGCAUGUCAUGCUUUUUGUUAGUCUGUUUGUUACAUAAUGAAACUUCAUUUUAGAGAAUGAAAGAUACACCGUAUACUAUUUAAAGGAUGUUAAUAACACAGAAUAGCAUUCCAGCAGUGGCGGCCGUCAAUUGUUGAAAAUUUGAAUUUAUUUUGAAAAUGUAUAGAAAAGAAACAUAUAAGUAAUUUAUUAGGGUGUUAUUUUAGUUACGGUAAGGUCAGUUAAAUCUAAUGGUUAGACUGUGCUUUUCUCUACUUUAUACUAUUAUUGGUAUUUAUAUAGCGCCAGCUUAUUCCGCAGCGUUUUACUAGGAUGUAUAAUACUUGGCACUACAGAAAUGCAGAGACCUUAUACUCCCUAAAAAUACUGGACACUGUUAUCUGUUUUAAUGGUGACACAUAUUUGUAGAUUCUCUUGUACAUAACAGAAAAGUAACACCUAUACCAAUAUUUUCCUUUCCCGAUAAUGGUCCACAGCAGCACAUAACUGGGCUAAGCUCCUCCAAUCACUCCCAAUGGACAGAAAUAAAGCACUUAAUGUAUUCCUGACCCUAUAGUGUUAAAACCAUCAUCUAGCCCCCUUGCCCUCCUAAAUAUAGCAAAAUCUUAACUUUAUUCCAGUAUGCUGCUGCUGACUUAAUUAUUCCAGUAUGCUGCUGCUGACUUAAUUAGAAGUGAUUCACUCAGACAAUAACAGUGCUUUGACAUGGGAAAGCACUGGAUUGGCUAAGUCUGUCAAGGAGGUAGAUCAGGAGCAGAGCCCGCACAGACCAAACCCAGCCCUGGCCAAUCAGCAGCUCCUCAUAGAGAUGCAUUUCUGAGGAAGGUUCAGUGUCUGCAUGCAGAGGGUGGAGACACUGAAUGUCAGUCACACUGUGCAGCACUGCUCCAGGAAGCACCUCUAGCAGCCAUCUAAGUGGCCAGUGGAGUUAUUCCUAUGCUGUAAUGUAAACACUGCAUUUUCUCUGGAAAAAAGUGUUUACUGCAAAAAGCCUGAAGGGGAAUGAUUUAUACUCACAAGAACAAAUACAAGAAGCUGUAGUUAUGUCGACUAUAGUAUCAAUUUAAGCAAUUAAUUCCCCCUCCUCACACAUGAGCUAAGGCUUAAUGCUGAGUGUCAUCUGAUUUAUUGGCGGCCACACACUGCCUUUUAUGCAAAAGCCCCUGCAAGGGGUUUCCAAUACAAUACAGGGAAAUCCCUCCAUGAUCCUUUGUGCCUGAGAGUUUGUGCAGUUGUUUGGUUCCUGAACAAUAUAUUCCCAAAUCACACGAACAGUGCAUUUUGCAGGGCCCAUAGUCCUGGGGCAGGAGGCUGGCAAGCAGGCUCCUCCAUAAGCAUGUGGCAAGGUUAUGUUUGUCACACUCCCUAUAAGUACCCCCCCAAACUAAGUGUCCCUCAGUUCAUUCUAAAGUCACCCAUGCUGGAAUGGUGGGCAGUGCUGCCGUGGGCCCAUUACUGGGAAAGGAAAAUAUCUGUAAGUAUGAGUUAAUUUUCAGUUUUCCUGCCAUGGUAGCACUUAACAGCAAGGCAAUGCCAUGUAUAACAAUAAGAGGGAGUAAUAAACACAGCACCGAAGUACUGCUAGAAAAUGUAUACAUAUAUUCAACAGAAUAAAUUAAACAGUGGAGGUUUGAGGGACAGCUUCCCAAAGGAUGCUUCCUCCAUCAAUCUCACAUCCAGAUGACAAUGCUUUAUAAAGGUAUUUGACGAGGACCAGCCAGCUGCCCUGCAAAUCUGAUCAGCUGGAACCUGUCACUGCUGCCAAAGUAGAGAUGGUUCUUGUGGAAUGUGCCUUGAGUCAUAGAGAAACUUGGACGUGCUUGGUUUGACAUCCUGAUGAAAGAUCAAGAAUGGUUCUUCUACUGAUAAGGCUACCAAUUCUGGGGUUCAUCAGCAAAAGAUCAAUGCCACCAGCAUUGCUGUCUUCCAUAUAAGUAGUGUCCGAGGAAUGUCCUGUAAAGGUUCAAAGGAGCUGACUGCAAAGUUGAGACCCAAUGGUAAAUCCCAUGGAGGAGAGGAGCAUCUUUCUGGGUAUAUAUAUAUAUUUUAAGAAUAGCCUUCAUGUAUCUGGCAACAUCCUGGUCUAAGGCCCACCGAACACCAGAAAGUGCUGACAAUGAAGAUACUUGGACCAAAGGCCAUUAUCCAACCCAUCCUGUAAUAAUUAAAGGGUAUCCUUGGCAGAAAAGGUUGACUUCUUCAGGAGUAGGGACCGAGGGGAUGGGUGGAACAGGGGACCAAGCUGCAAUGACUUGUGGAUUGAUCAAGAGGGUGUGUAGGAUACUCCUGAGCCUGAAUGGUAUAACCACCAAAACCUCAUUCCAUUCAUGUUGAGUUUUCUGAGGGAGACUAAAUAUUCGUGGAAAAGGAGGAAACCUAUUCCUUCUGGAAUUUUCAACUGGGACGAGCAUACUUCACCUCUGUGAAUGGUAAACCUCUUGACUCAUUAUGAGCGGUCUCCAUCAAAUCCAUUUUGGGAAGGCCCCAUUUCUAAACAAUUGAGGGACCAAAGAACUAGCUGCAGUUCUCCUGCAUGCAGGCAAUGCCGGCUCAGGUAAUCUGUUUCCAUGUUGCUGAGACCCAAUAGAUGGUUAUCCGAUAGACCUAGCAGAUUUGUAUGGUCCUAAUUAAUCAGAUUUCAAUGUCUCCAUCCUGCGGAUUUUUUGAUUUAUAUAAUUGACAUCCAUAGCAUGUGGACAGAAUAACUAUGGGUCCCUUAGUUUGAAGGGGUACUUAUAGGGUCUUCAUUGUUUAAUUGUUUUAUUUCUGAACAUUCUGAGUGAUCGGUGGAGCUUAACCCUGCUGUUAAGUGCUGACGUUACCAGGAAAUAGAGGAUGAGUGAAAAUGAUGGUGCAUUUGGGUUAAUAUAAGAUCAUACUACAAAUUAUUCAUCCGAAAUUAAUAAACAAUUUGCAAUAAUGUUAUGAUGAACAUUGCACAAGUUUAAAAAAAAUAAAAUAAACAUCUUUGUCUGAUUUGUCCAAAGCCUAAAAAUACUUUGCCUGCCAAAUCAAAACUUUUUCUCAAAGUGUUUGUGCUGUCACAAGGUAGAUUGAGUUAAAAAAAGCAAUAAAAACUGCCCAAAAUUUUUUGGGAAUGUUAGAAUUUUUAUGGGCACCAGAGACUCCAUUUUUUUAAAUCAUUGAAUGCCAAAGAUUACCAAACAUAUUGAUUUUUGUUUUGUAAUGCAUUAGGUGCGCUUGUCACUGAAAGGGUUAAUGAAAUGGGAUUUCGUAUCAGACGCUGUGAAAAUAAUCUGUCAUAGAAUAAGUAGCAAUCUGAAAACAUGCUGUCAUCCUGGCACUUGCCUUUCUAGCAUUUUGUGUUUAAGAAUCCCAUUUUUUUUAACUGUACUUAUUGGUCCCCAGCAGCACCCUAAUUUAGCAUGUGUAGGUGAGUGCAGCCAAACCCUUAUUUUCUCAUAUAAGAAUCCCAUUUUAUCAUUUCAGGAGAUGUACUGUAAGAAACGAAUUGGUUGAAUGGUCCAGGUCUUGGCUGCCGAUGAUAUAAAAUGCAGUAGUUUAGGAUAAUUCUAAUAUUCUUUAUGGAUCUGUUAACCUUAAGCAGUGCACCUCCACUCACUGACAGCUGGAAUAUUCAGCGCAAUGUUCAACUGUUAGAAUUCGUGAUUACUCCAGUCUGGACACUGUGUUUAGAGCCAGAUUAUUCUGGAUUAUAAAACAUUAACCACUGUUUUAAAUAAUCCCUUCCAAGUUAGACAUGUUAGAGUGGAGUCUGAGAUAUCCAAGUGAUAAACAUUCAAGGUUGGGGAGAUCUUACUUUUUAUCCAUGGCUCCUUUACAUUUUAAAAUUAACCUUGGGAAAAGCGUAGUCUCUGCUUAAUACGAAGACUAGCAAAGCUGUUCUGAACCAGGAAUUAUGGAAAACUGCUAAGGGAUUUGUACGUUAUAGGUAAAUUUGACUAUUUUUGCUUAACCCCUUAAGGACACAUGACGGAAAUAUUCCCUUUUAUUCCAGAAGUUGUCAUUAAGGGGUUAAUAUUUGCAAUAAACUUGUCACUUCUAAGCAAUUUCUAGUUUGGUUAAACACCACUAGGAUUUCUGAAAGGCAUGCGUACCAACAUCAAAUGAUUCUUCGUAAAGAUUAAAAUUUGUAAACGUCUGCUGUGAUACUUACUGGCGUGCAAGUGUCUACAGUCAAUAGAUGCAAUGAAUUUCAAUCUGUUUGUAUGUUUUUUAAUGGACUUAAUGUCACAUCUUUUAAAUGAGUUGUCUUUAUUGAGUAUUCUAUCCAGCACCGUUAGAUUGUAAGCUUUUGGACCUGGCUCUCAAAUCCUGUCUGCUUUUCAGUGCUUUAUCCAGUACAUUGACUAAAGGGUAAUUUUGUUGCAAUAAAGAAAUUAAAAUCUACUGAUAUAGUAAAGACCAAGUGUGGUUUUAGAAAGUCUGUCAUUGUUAGUUCCGCAGUGUCCCCUUUAAUUCUAGACGAGCUGUGGGGAGGAGCAUCAAUCAUAUGAAAAUAUUGGGGUAUUUUUGGAAAAAUUACAUAAUUUGCGGGUGUAGAUCCCUAUUAGCCAGGGGUAAUAGCCACUGACUAAAUAUCUUGGCAUUGAACCAUCUUCACCCUCCACUAAAAGGUUUUCCAUUGACUUAGUUGUUAUUGUACACCAAUUGAGUUUUAUUUUCUUUGUUAUAAGCAUUUAUUGAACCUCGAUAGUUCUGAUCCUGUGAGAUAUAGCAUUAAAUUAUAUACAAGAUUUGGCAAGGUAUCCCUGUUUCUUGUAACGUUUUAUUCAUAGAUUAAUGCGAUUUUCUUAUGUUUUAGUACGUUUACUGGCAUCACCACUUGAACAUCUCAAUGUCUCGUUAUGGAAGUGGCCAUUUUGGAAUCCUUAGUAAAAGUUACGGAUAACAAAACAAUGCUGCAGAGAUCAUGUGAUGUCAGUGAUUGACAGAGUAGCUAUCCCAAUGUGAGAGGAACAGGAAGUGAUUGAUUUGUACAUCACAUGCCAUAGGUUACCUAGAAAUUAUUAAAAAAUAAACAUGUUUUAUGAUAAAUGAUUCUACAUUGACUAUUUCUGAAUUAGAAAAGUUAAAUCAAAUGUUGCAAAAGUUUGUUUUUUGUUUGGCAUGGUGUAAUUGCUAGACUUCUGGCUAGUUGUGAUUUUAAAGUUAUUUGUAGUCCCUCGUUGUGAUAAAAGCUCCCAAAUGCCAUGGAGUAAAAUGAAGUGUAGUAGGGUUAUACUUUAAAGCAAUGACAUCCCCACUUCUCCUAACAUUUCGUAGAGUUUGUAAAAUCAUGGAUUUCAGUGGUAGAUUUUCAACUCUGGUCUUAGUGGCCCUUUAAUAAUGUUCUUUCAGACCACGAUGGACAAAACCACUUCUCAGUUUGUAGAGCAUCACCGUAUUUCAUAGCGUAGUACAAUUGGUAUGCAAUAAAUUCAAACUCUGACAAACCGGUUAAGAUACAUUCAUUCAAGAGGCAAGGUAGGUCCGUCAUAAAUGGUAUAAAACAUGCACGGUUUAGUCUUUCCAAAUGUAAACCAGAAUUGACUGGGCAAGGGAUAUCAUGAAAUGGUUGUCUGAAACCUUAGGUCGCUGUUUUCUUCAACCAAUGUUUUUUUUUUGUUUUUUUUCUUUACAGCACUGAUUACUUGAGAUCAGCUGAAAUGACUGAAGUAAUAAUGAACACUCAGUCCAUGGAUGAGAUUGGAUUAAGUCCUCGCAAAGACUCUUAUCAGGUAAAUUGGCAAAUCUGAUGUAGGAGAGGCUUAAACAGGAUGGCAUUCUUUACUGGUAGCUAAAAGAUGAGUAUAAAGGGUAUUUACUGAAUAUUUUCAUUAAUGCUUAGUGUGAGUGAGAUGUGUGAAUCACGUUCAAACAGGGCACACCCUGGUAAUAGGCAAUGGGUUUUGAUUUUUUUUUUUCUCUUUGCAUACUUCCUUAAAGGGACACUAUAGUCACCUGAACAACUUUAGCUUAAUGAAGCAGUUUUGGUGUAUAGAACAUGCCCCUGCAGCCUCACUGCUCAAUCCUCUGCCAUUUAGGAGUUAAAUCCCUUUGUUUAUGAACCCUAGUCACACCUCCCUGCAUGUGACUUGCACAGCCUUCCACAAACACUUCCUGUAAAGAGAGCCCUAUUUAGGCUUUAUUUAUUGCAAGUUCUGGUUAAUUAAGAUUUUCUUAUCCCCUGCUAUGUUAAUAGCUUGCUAGACCCUGCACGAGCCCCCUGUAUGUGAUUAAAGUUCAAUUUAGAGAUUGAGAUACAAUUAUUUAAAUUACAUCUGUUUGAAAGUGAAACCAGUUUUUUUUUUUUUUUCAUGCAGGCUCUGUCAAUCAUAGCUAGGGGAGGUGUGGCUAGGGCUGCAUAAACAGAAACAAAGUGAUUUAACUCCUAAAUGGCAGUGAAUUGAGCAGUGAAAUUGCAGGGGAAUGAUCUAUACACUAAAACUGCUUUAUUUAGCUAAAGUAAUUUAGGUGACUAUAGUGUUCCUUUAUUAUUCUGUUGUCAUUAUUCUAAACAAAGAAAUGUCAUGAAUUAGCCGGCAAAUGGCAAAUUUUAGGAUAAAAUAACCAAAUUGUAAUGUUUGUGAUUUUUAGCCUGGUUGUUUGAACCCUAAAUUUGCAGUUUCCUGGUGAACUGCCAACAAUUCCUGUUCCAGUAGAUAGGGAAAUGCGUUGGAUAGUUUCUUCUCUGUGCAAGUUACUUUAUGAUGGAGUUUAAAGAAAUGAAAUUAAAUAAAAUAUAUAAGUGCUUUGUAUUGAUGGGAUAGUAGACCAUAUUUUCACACAGCUUUUUACCUUUUAGAGAAUUGGUGCAGUUUAGUUUGUUUCCAGAGUAUUCCUUGGUGCCAACUUUUCUUGCCUGCCUUCCAGAACAGAGCCGGGCAGGCAAUAGAGCAGGCAUAAGGAGGGUGGGUCCUGAUCAUCAGAGAUGGGUCCAUCAUACGAAAGGGGCAGUCUUGCCAUUACGGGGGAGGCCAGACAGAUUAACAGCAUGCCCCUUCUAGCAGACAAUGCUCAUUUACUUGUACAUAACACAGAAAUUUAACAUUUUCUGGAAAUGUUUCCAUCUUGACUGUUGGCGUUUGCUUAUUUUAGGCGUUUCGUCCUCUCAUGCCUUGCUUGUUUAGUGGUAGGGAGAUGUACCCUGUGAAUUAGUCCAACAUUGAUAUAACCAGAUUUUAAGACCUGUUCAUGACUGACUUAUGCCCCCAUACGAUGAUGCUAGAUUAUAGGGUUGGGCCUGCAAAUGAUUGGUGGCUCUUACAAUUAAGGUGGACUUCUCACCUCAAAGCCUUAUUUGAGAUGCACCACAACCUUGCCAUGUCCUUCCACCGGAUGUUUUAAUGCAUUCUCUGUGGUCAUUAUUCCUAGUUACUCAGCUCAUUGUUGGAAUGUGUUUUUUCUGUUAGGAAAACCUCUACCGCUGUGGCCUGUAAAAUUAUUUAAACUGGUCAAUUAGCGUACAUCCUACCUUGAAGGACCUGCUGCAGCCAUGAAGUCUCUCGUUAAGGCUUUGCAUUAGUCAUACUUUCUAGGAAUUGUGGGCAAUUUAUGAAUGAACUUGCAGCUUCUAAAUCAUCAUUGCCAUGUUACUGGGAAUUGCUCGCUUGAGUGUAAAAAGGCUCCUGGCAUAACAGAUUUCCAGGAAUACAGCAAUGACUUGUCUAUUUUUUCCCUCUUUUUUUUUUUUUUUUUUUUUAUAGCUUCGUUUUAUAAACUAGUUUGAGAUCACUUGUUGUGCCGGACAUUUUUUUUUUUUGCACAAUAGAAUAUUAUGUGGUUGGAGUAUAACUCUGACCAGUUUACACAGCAGCAUUUUCUUUUGAAUCUUGUAUCUCACCCAAAAUACUUUGCAAUUUUCUUCCACUUUGCCACAUGGUAAUGUUUUUUUUUUUUUUUUUUUUAAAUUUAGUUUUUUUUUUUUUAAUUUAUUUUAACAAGUCUAGUUGGAGGAACAAAAUGUCUUCCCAGAACCUCCCAAUUGCAAUGCAGGUGCCAUAACAAUACUCUUCAGAGGAGCUCAGGAAAUACCCCUUCCUGUGUCUUGGCCUCUGUAAUGGCUACACAUUUCAUACACAAAUACUCGACCGCAAUCAAAGUAUCAAGGUAGUUUUUAACUUUUUAAAAAUUUUUUUAUAGUUUGACAUCAACAAAUGUCCACUCUCUUCAUAGUGCGAUAUAGUGGUUCUUUAAUGUUGAGUAUUAUGCAUCACUUAUAUAAACAAGGGAUGUAUUGAUUAAGCAGUGUCUAAAAAAAACAUGGCCAUAAAGUAGACAUUAUGAGGAGCCACACAGAUGUUUAAGGGGCACUGUGAUUUCCAGAAGUAAUUUGUGUGGUAAUUUGGAUGGCCCUAAUCGCUCAUCGGGUACAUAUCUUUAAUAGUUGCUGGAGGAAUCAUCUUUGCAAUGUAUAAAUUACAUUUUUAUAUCAACCUUAAAUUAACCUUGCCAUCCCCCUGUUUUGCAGAUGGUGGCUCUGAUUCUCAUUGUCACAUUACUUGUUGAAAUGUUCUAAUCCAAUAACAAGAGGAGAGCAUUUACCCAUGAAUUUAAUGUUCAUUAAAUAUGAAAGCUUCUGGUUUUAACAACGGGCAAACAAACGUGGAACAAUCAUCACAGUCUUAAUAUUUGGCUCCCUUACUUUAGUAGAUGAAGUGGGAUUUUUGUAAUUUUCUGUUCUUUUGUAAAUGCUGUGUAAUCCUCUCUAGGGAACACUGAACAAUAAUCCUCUUGCUUGAGUCGUAAAUGUAAUGUUUCUCAACUAAGAAAAGCAGAUGUGCGUGUGACGGUGACUUCCUCCUGCACGGCUUGGCAGUUUAAGUUAUAACUGUAUAAUGCUUGGUCUGCCGGUAACUGUUCUACUUUGACACACUUGUAGAAUUUAUUAUAUUGUUUAUAUUCAUCUUUAAAUAGAACCACUAUGGAAAGGCUGACUGUUUUCCCACACUGCUACAGUCAUGUUUUACCAGGAAGGGUAUAGAUUGUUUCCAAAAAAUUAAGAUAUAGAUUUAAUUAUCCAACUCAAUGGUAUUUAUUAUAUUGCCCUCAAAGGCUGAAAAGCUCAGUUCAAUGCCUGGAGGCUGUAGUGUUGACUAGUUUAGCUAUUUUUCUUGUUUUGUUAGAUAUAGUGCAUUCUACAGAUAUGCGAUAUGGAUUUAAAUUUUGCAUAACUAUUUGGCACCAAUGUUUUGUGUUAUGGAAUAUAAUUUUGUAGAUGGUUGAUCAGACUUGCUCAAUGGUGAAAGUAGCCAAGCUAUUUAAAAGAAAAGACUCGCCUUGUGAAAGUUUGCUGCAAUUGCAGUUUAUUCCAUAACCAGGGGGUGUCAGCCAGCCCUUACUGUCCAAUUCUCAGUGGGUGUACUUGGCGUAAUCCAUAAACCCCUGUACUGAGUGGUAUACUGUGUUUUUUUUUUAAACUGUAAUGUGUUUUCUAUUGCUUUAAUAAAAAACAGAAACCCAAAAAGAGAAGCUGUAAAUAAAAUAAACAUCUGGAUGGGGAUUUAAUUUAACAUUUCUGUUUCGUCCGUGAGAAUGACCGGUGAUGCAAUAGUGACUGGGAGCAAAGUCCAACGCUAUGCGCCAGCAGUUUGCAACAACUGCUCCUUCUGGUGUUAGGAAGUAUGUGUAAAGGGCCAGAUUAUUAAACUAGCUCACUCAUUGGGAUAUUAACAUUCUGCUGCCCAGCCGCUAGUUCUUCCUGGAGCCCAGCAGAAAGAUCUUUGCUCUACGGACGUUCUGCUAGAGGCACAGGUCGUUAAGAACAUUACUGGUAUUGCAGACAGGUGGACUUGCCAUGCACAUAGUGUGAGCCAGGCUCUUCUUUAAAGUAUGUAUUAAAAUAUGACCUGUUGAUGGCACCGCCUGCACAUUGAUAACUUUUUUUAAUUCUACAUAUCUUUAGCAUACAUCCUUGAUAAAGGCAGAUCAACAACCAAUACCAUAAGCUGACAUAAUGAAAUUUAAAGGGUUAACGUUUGACCACUGGUGGAUGGUCAACAAUCGUAUCCGCAUAGGCACAACCCAUUACCAGCCCAUGGAUGUGACCCACAAACCAGUGGAGCUGUAUGAUAUUGUGUCCUCUGUAGUGAUGUACCGAACGGUUCGCUGGCGAACGGUUCCUGGCGAACAUAGCAUGUUCGCGUUCACUACGGCGGGCGAACAUAUGCGCGGUUCGACCCGCCCCCUAUUCGGCAUCAUUGAGUAAACUUUGACCCUGUACCUCACAGUCAGCAGACACAUUCCAGCCAAUUAGCAGCACACCCUCCCUAGCAGACCCUCCCACCUCCUGGAAGGCAUCCAUUUUAGAUUCAUUCUCAAGCUGCAUGCUUAGUAAGAGGAGGGAAAGUGUAGCUGCUGUUCAUAAGAUAGGGAAAAGCAUAGCUAGGUUAGGGAUAAGGGUAUGCUUUUUUUUAUUUAUUUUUUCUAUGUAAUGUAAUUGCACUUAGUUGUCUGCCACUGCUGCCAGCUUCUGUGUCAGGCUCACAGUGCAUACUGUGCCCAUUUCCCCAGUCAGUGCCACCACUUACAUCUGGUGUCACAAUAGCUUGGAUUUAAAAACAAAAAACUUUUUUCACUGUUAUAGAUUGAAUAGCAGUCAGUUGUCUGCACUGCUGCCAGCUUCUGUGUCAGGCUCACAGUGCAUACUGUACCCAUUUCCCCAGUCAGUGCCACCACUUACAUCUGAAUUGUCACAAUAGCUUGGAUUUAAAAAAAGCAAACACUUUUUUUUCACUGUGCCAGAUUGAAUAGCAGUCAGUGUCCUUAAAGCGGGUGUGUUAUUCACAGCUAACAGCCAUUGAAUCACGGUGACCAGUGCACCACCACUUAGAUCUGGUGACACCAGCUUGGAUUUAAAACAAAAACUUCACUGUUAUAGAUUGAAUAGCAGUCGAGUGUCCCUUAAGCGGGUAAGUAUUCGCUAACAGUGAAUCACGGUGACCAGUGCACCACUUAAGAUCUGGUGUCACAAUAGCUUGGAUUUAAAAAAAACCCACUUUUUUCACUGUUAUAGAUUGAAUAGCAGUUAGUUAUCUUCAAGCAGGUGUGUUACGCUAACAGUGGAUCUGGUGACCAGUGCCACCACUUAGAUCUGGUGUCACAAUAGCUUGGAUUUAAAAAAAAAAACACUUUUUUCACUGUUAUAGAUUGAAUAGCAGUUAGUUAUCUUCAAGCGGGUGUGUUGCGCUAACAGUGGAUACGGUGACCAGUGCCACCACUUAGAUCUGGUGUCACAAUAGCUUGGAUUUAAAAAAAAAAAAACACUUUCUUCACUGUUAUAGAUUGAAUAGCAGUCAAUGUCCUUAAAGCGGGUGUGUUACGCUAACAGUGGAUACGGUGACCAGUGCCACCACUUAGAUCUGGUGUCACAAUAGCUUGGAUUUAAAAAAAAAACACUUUUUUCACUGUUAUAGAUUGAAUAGCAGUCAGUGUCCUUAAAGCGGGUGUGUCAGCCCUACAGCGUGUACUCUGCCAGUUUACGGUGCCACUCAUAUCAUACCACCAGAAUGCCGUCAUUGCAGAGCUCAGCAGUGUGGCAUUUUUUUUGUGUGUCUGCCUCUGACAACAGCGAUGCCAUUUGCAACCUGUGCCAAAAGAAACUGAGUCGUGGGAAGUCCAACACCCACCUAGGUACAACUGCUUUGCGUGGGCACAUGAUCUCACAUCACAGAUGCCUAUGGGAUCAACACAUGAGUACAAGCAGCUCGCCUACUCUAAGCCACCAGCCUCCUCCUGGUCCAGCAUCUUCAGCCACGCCAACCACUGCUGUCCUCCUUGUCCCCUCUCAACCAUCCGCCACUCCGCCUCCCGCCUUGAGCAGUUCACGCUCAUCUUCCAUAACCUCCUCGGCUGAGUCCUCUUCUGCUGCUGCGUCUUGCUCCACAUCAAUGGAUACGGGACGUAACAGUGAUUAAACUGAUAACAAUAGUACUAAACACACCAAUCCUAUCUGGUGGAACAUUAGAUUGCACGCUCCACAUCAACGGCACCCCCCCCAGCUCCCCAGGUACUAUUCCACAUCCCGGAUACGGCAGUGUCACGCCGUCUUGGGUUUGACUUGUUUGAAAGCAGAGAGUCACACCGGACAAGCACUCCUGUCCGCCAUGAACGCACAGGUGGAAAAGUGGCUGACUCCGCAGCGACUGGAUAUCGGCAAAGUGGUUUGUGACAGCGGAACAAAUUUGUUAGCGGCAUUGAAGUUGGGCAAAAUUUGUCACAUGUGCGUGCAUAGCGUACAUUGUAAUCUGAUGUUACAGCGCUUUUGUGCAUAAGUACACAGGCUUACAGGACGUCCUGAAGCAGGCCAGGAAGGUGUGUGGCCAUUUCAGGCGUUCCUACACGGCCAUGGCUCACUUUGGCGAUAUCCAGCGGCGAAACAACAUGCCAGUGAGGCGCUUGAUUUGCGACAGCCCGACAAGUUGGAAUUCAACACUCCUAAUGUUCGACCGCCUGCUCCAACAAGAAAAAGCCGUUAAUGAAUAUUUGUAUGACCGGGGUGCUAGGACAGCCUCUGGGGAGCUAGGAAUUUUUUUGCCACGUUACUGGACGCUCAUGCGCAAUGCCUGUAGGCUCAUGCGUCCUUUUGAGGAGGUGACAAAUUUAGUCAGUCGCACCGAAGGCACCAUCAGCGACAUCAUACCAUUUUGUUUUCUUCCUGGAGCGUGCCCUGCGAAGAGUGCUGGAUCAGGCCGUAGAUGAGCGUGAAGAGGAAGAGUUGUGGUCACCAUCACCUCCAGAAACAGCCUUAUCAGCAUCGCUUGCUGGACCUGCGGCAACGCUGGAAGAGGAUUGUGAGGAAGAGAAGUCAGAGGAGGAAUGUGGCUUUGAGGAGGAGGAAGAGGAGGGGCAAGACCAACCACAACAGGCAUCCCAGGGUGCUUUCGUUGUCACCUAUCUGGUACCUCAUGGUGUUAUGCGUGGCUGGGGGAAGAAGCCCCACCUUCAUUGACAUGGGGUGGGGAGAGCGGAAAUGGUAGCUCUGCAUCCAACCUUGUGCAAAAUGGGGUCUUUCAUGCACAAUAGGUGCCCAUUGAGGGACCCUGUUAUAAAAGGAUGAAGGAGAACGACCUGUACUGGGUGUCCACGCUACUAGACCCCCGGUAUAAGCAGAAAGUAGCGGAAAUGUUACCGAAUUACAACAAGUAUGAAAGGAUGCAGCAUUUGCAAAAUAAAUUGAAAAGUAUGCUUUACACAGCGUAUAAGGGUGAUGUCACAGCACAACGGGAAUCUAACAGGGGGAGAGGUGGAAAUCAUCCUCCUCCUCCCAUGACCACGCCGGCAAGGACAGGACGCUUUAGAGACGUGUUGUUGAUGGAGGACAUGCGGACCUUUUUAAGUCCUAUGCAUCGCCACAGCCCUUCGGGAUCCACCCUCAGGGGAAGCGGCUUCGACCGACAGGUAGCAGACUACCUCGCCUUAACUGCAGAUAUCGACACUCUCUGAGGAGCGAUGAACCCCUUGACUACUGGGUGUGCAGGCUUGACCUGUGGCCUGAGCUAUCCCAAUUUGCGAUAGAACUUCUGGCCUGCCCCGCUUCAAGUGUCUUGUCAGAAAGGACCUUCAGUGCAGCAGGAGGUAUUGUCACUGAGAAGUCGCCUAGGUCAAAAAAGUCUAGAUUACCUCACCUUUAUUAAGAUGAAUGAGGGAUGGAUCCCGAAGGGACUGACACUGGGCGAUACAUUAGAUUAAAAAAGGCCUGAUGAGAUGAGCUGCCUUGGGCUAAAAAUGGUCCACACGCUGCUGUAUUUUAGCUCUAAAUGCCGGUUGACUUGCGUGACUUAUCCGCCACCAACUAGGGUUCAAGCCGCCAUGUUUUAGGGCACUUUCUGCCUGUGAAACAAACAUCAAUUAUAGAUUGAAUAGCAGUUAGUUAUCUUCAAGCAGGUGUGUCAGCCCUACAGCGUGUACUCUGCCAGUACGCUGCCUCCUCCUACUCCAUCCUCUUCCAUAACCUCCUCGGCUGAGUUCUCUUCUGCUGCUGCGUCUUGCUCCACAUCAACGGAUAGGGGACGUAACAGUGAUUAAACUGAUAAAAAUAGUACUAAACACACCACUCCUAUCUGGUGUCACAUUAGCUUGACCGCGCAGUGCCCAAAUUUGCAGUAAGAGGACCGACCAAGCCUCUUCUUCCAUCUCCCUGUUACAAAAAUCAAUGCCGUGUACACGUCCACUGAUAGGAGACGCGGAAGGUAUUAAACUGAACAGUCUCUAUUCUGCUCUUGCAUUUCUAUUUCUUCAUAGAAAACGAAAAAAUUCUGAGAAGACGUUGGCAGGGCUAUUCACUUGUGUGAUCUGUCAUGAAUUGUCAUUUUAAUGUUUUGAACUGUGGGGCACAAGAACUUGAAUCUGACAAAAUGGCUGCCAUAUACACGUCCACUGAUAGGAGACGCGGAAGGUAUUAAACUGAUCAGAACAAUACUAAACACACCACAAAUAAGGUUUCUCUCCUGUAUGGCUCCUCAAAUGAUGCUUAAGAUUAGAAGCGGCUGAAAAGCAUUUCUCACACUCCGAACAAAAAUAUAUUUUUUGAACAUUCACUCCACUUUGAACGAAAUGACGUUUGGGAAGAGAUUAACAUAAUUAAACACAGGCAGUAAAAAUACAGUUUUUAGCCAUACCCUGUAACUUUAAAACUACACAUCCAUCUUCAUAAUUACAUAUUUGGAAUCAGCACACUUAAAACAUAAACAUAACCAAAAAUCAGCCAAAUCCAUCCAGGGGUUAAAAAGUUAGCUGGAGGUCCCUUCAUGACCGACCGCAAGCACAUUUUCCUGCCCAAAACAGUUCCAUAGAUUUGGGCUGUGAGGUCGGUCUAUUUCAGGCUGAAAAAACGACUAAGUCCCAUGGCGAAUGGGACUUAGUCUCUGUAUAAAACCAGUAGGGGAGAAGGUAGAGGGAAGCUCAGCGGUGUUGGCGGAAUGUGGCCGAUUUUAGUUCCAUGAAUUUGGCUACACAUACCGCUGACCUCGUCGAAUGAUCAAAGAUGGCCGCCGCCACGUGUUCGGCAAACGAACAAAGACCUCACCAGCAUUGUCAAUUAAGCUGCGGUUAACCGCAGCUUCUGGGAGGUAAAUUGCCUGCACACUUCCACUUCUGGGUGGUCUGCCUGUGUGGUAUUUGGUUCAGUAAGCCCCAUUUACUGAACCAAGUGGGAAUUAGCCAGGCAGGCACAAAGGGUUUGCACCAGGUCUGGGGACACAGGGGACACCGUCUUAAAGGGGCAGUGUCCCCAACAAGUCUGGGGACACGGCCUUAAAGGGGCAGUGUCCCAAUCUUCCUGAUGUCCCAAAAAAGGUGUUUGAAGGGCCAGCACCAGUCACAUAAAGAGUCCAUAAGCCCCAAUAUGCCCACCGACAGUCUUAAAGGGCCAUACACACCAAAUAAAAGCGCAUACAUUUUCACAAUCUCCCAGGGGCCAUAGUCAUGCGGGAGGAGGCUGGCAAAUAGGCUUCUCCACAACCCAGGGAAGCAGGGCAAUUUGCCAUUUAGGUGUCAAUCCAUAUCUGCCAAGUGACCCGAUGUAGGGGGAACAGUCCCUAUUCUGCUCUGUCAGUGUGUAUCAUGGUCUCUGAGGACAGGUGUCAAUCCAUAUCUGCCAAGUGACCCUAUGUAGGGGGACCAGUCUCUAUUCUGCUCUGUGUCCGUGUGCAUCAGGGGCUCUGAGGACAGGUGUCAAUCCAUAUGUCAAGGUGUCAAUAUGUCAUAUGUCAGGUGUCAAUCCAUAUUCAUUGUGAUUUAGGAAUGUUAGGUGAUUUCUGCCCUUUAUGGAUUAAUACCAGACUCUGUAUCAACUGUGUAAUUUUCCAUGGGCGUUUUGCCAUGGAUCCCCCUCCGGCAUGCCACAGUCCAGGUGUUAGUCCCCUUGAAACAACUUUUCCAUCCCUAUUGUGGCCAGAGAGUCCCUGUGUGUUUUUAAAAUUCGCCUGCCCAUUGAAGUCAAUGGCGUUUCGGGCGGUUUGCCGGUUCGCGAACAUUUGCGGAAGUUCGCGUUCGCCGUUCGCGAACAGAAAAUUUCGGGUUCGCGACAUCACUAGUCCUCUGUACUGGCCAAAGGCUCACCAAGCGUGCCUGAAGCCUACCAAUGCACGCACCACCUGUUAAUCUUGUAUUUCGUAUUUGCUGAUGCCAUGGGCAGAAGUUCAAUUCAUAAGCUAAAAUGGAAGUAAUGGUGCACUGCCUAUGCAUUCACUCUGUUGCAGCACGUUUUGGACCCAGAGUGCUACGACGUCCUAUUUUCAUGGCUUGUAUUAUGUAUUCGUUCAUGUUGGUGUUUCUGGAUUUAUUAGAGCUAUCCUCCGAAAAAACACCUGCACUUGUUUGCAAUAAUUUCAACUUCUUAUAAGCGUUCGCUAAAAUCAUGACUUUGUGGAAAAUAGCUUUUUGCUGGAUCAGCUUCCUUGGCAGCUGUUUAAGAUGACCUUUUUUUUUUUUUUUAACAUUGCUGCAAUAAAAACUUGCUGACUCCUAAAUUUUAUUCAUAUUUUUAUUUCCGUGUUCUCUAAACAAGUGACCCUAACUGUGCUUUGCUCCCAAGUGGUGUGAUAAAUGAAACGUAGCAUUUUUGGCUUCAAGGACAAUAACCAAACAAGUAUUGCUCCAAAUCCCAAUAAUAACUUUUAUAUUAAAGCCCUUUCUGGGAAAUUUAGGAAACAAAUGUUUUAGUAAUAUGCGGGUCAUUCGUUGCAUUGAUAUCUACUUCAACUGCACUGCUUGCUUUUAUUGUAACCACUAGAAAACCAAACACCACUCCCCAACGUGUAACCUUGAUAUGGAAUACUUUCAUUUUUGCAAUUUAUUGCAAGUUAUAAAGCUCAAUUUUAUUUAAAGAGACACAAAUAAAAAAAAAUCACUUUUUAAAAUAACUUUUUAACCUGUAUACCCUUGAUAAAAACAUCCAUGCUUUCUCCCCACCCUCCAUUUGGAUAUAUUUACGACAGCUUGCAGAAGGUGUAGAUCUCUCGUCUCUUUGCAAGCCUCCCUCUACUAACUCCAAUCAGACUUCCCAAUGCAGAUCGAUGAGAAGUCUUUGCAAGGCAAUUGCUGCCUCUUUAGUUUCUCUACUGAGCUAACCAAACCAGGAAGUAACAGGACCGGUAGUCUGGCAGCUGCGGGCAUAACCAAGUUACAACAGUUUAACAUUGAAUACAUUUCCCCUACAGCUUCCAGCUAGAUCUCUGUGCUUCUUAGGCCAAUACUUCUGCAUCAGCCAAGCAAGUGAUGGGCUUAGACUAUCACAUGCACACAUUGCUAGUAUAAAUUGGUACGGCUAAUGUACAAGAGAGCUUUAAACCUUCUUCACUUAGCGUGAUUAACUUGUCCUCGUUUCUGGCUAACUUGCUUAAAAAAAAUGGGUCAUGUUAAGUUCUCAUGUAAAGUACGACCCUUCCUGCUAUUGAUUACAUGAACGAAUACAGAGAACACAACAGAGUGGGUUUUGCCGUUGUUGUGGUGUUGCUCUCCCACGGACUUCAUAACAUUUGGUCCUGCAAAUCUUGAGUGACAUUCUUUAGUAAUUCUUUUUCUUUAAACUGGUUGUACUGGAUUUGGCCCAUUGUUUAAUAUUUAACAUGUUUUAGGUUUUCUCAGAUUCUGCUAUCUGUAUUGUGACGACAUUCAAGAGCAAUAGUUUUAUAUUUAAAAUGACUUGGAUUUUAAUCUCCUAUGUUGAACGAGAUAGUACAUGAAUUGUGAUCGAUAUUUGCUGUAUUAUCGGUAUUUCUCCCCCAACAUAGAUAUUGUAAUAACCUCAUUUGUGUCUGUCCUACAAGAUUACUUUAUAUUCAUUCCUUUUCUUGGUUACUUGUUGUCACUGUAUCGGUUGGUGAGAGUUUUAGGACAGUGAUGUUUUGACCCCAAGAUGCUGGUUAAUAAUUAAGUGUUCUUGCAUAGCAAGACCACUUAAUGUUAUCUCACAUAUAUAUUAUUCUUAUUAUAGCCAAAUUUACCACCCUAACUCCUCCCACAGUUUUUACACUACAUAGACCGUAAUAUACCGAAACAUGCGGAUUGUUCCCGAUUGGAUUGCUAUUAUUUUGUGGAACGUUUUGCCGAAUGGUUCACGGAAUAUUAUCGUUCUUGUGGCAAAAUUGGUAACAUAGGAAUGAAUGGCGAAAUGUUCAAAACUAGAGUGGGAGCUGGCAAAAGCUGAAAAAUCAGGACAUGAUUUCUAAACUGCCACCACUCCCUCAUUUUCAGGCCCACCUACACAAAUCUUAUAUCAAAACGUUCAGCUAUCCCUGCUGCCACUAAAAAUGUCCACGGCUAAGCCAUAGUCCUGAUAGUUUUCACAAUUUGACUAUUUGUUUGUAACUCACGCCGUCCAUUGACAUUCAUUGAAACUCCACUCUAGCCAGCUCAAACUUGAAGGGCAAUUUCUACACUGCGACUGUGCCUCCAUUGUUAAUACUUCAGAGACAUACUAUGCAUCAAAAUGUAGGUCUGGGUCUUGUGAUUCUCACAAUAUAAAGCUCUUCGCUGUAGGAUUCAUAGUUUUUAAAAUACGACCGUUUGAAGAUGACAACCGCCAAAAUACUCUGACCUGUGCCAGGCUGGAGCAGCAAGUGAUGUCAUAGACAGACAGGGCCUUUUGUACACCUGCUAAUGUUUUUAUAAAUGUAUGUUUUAAUGUAACUGUGAAGCACUUUGGGCAGCAAUGUUGCAAUUAAAUGUGCUAUAUAAAAGUUGAAAUGCAUUUCUCGCUCUAUCCAUAUUGGCAAUAUUAGUGGCCAAUACCGAUAUUGCUGAAAAUACCAAAUAUCGGCCGAUAAUAUCGGUAAAACCGAUAAUCGCUCGAUCCCUAGUUGUAGACUACUGGUGGAGGCAAGAACACUUCACACAAUUUCCCCAGAAAUUUUAGCUUUUCUAGUUCUUAAAACAAUAGUAUAGGCAUGACAGGAGCUCUUUAAUGUAUUUUUAAACUAUUUCUGCUCAUUACACAGGGCAUAUUAUUCUAACUUCACACUGUGCUAGUAGUUUCACUAGCAAAUGUAUGGAUGAGGAGGAAAAAACGAUUAAAAAAUAAGUUUUUCUGUCAGUCAAUGCCUCUGCUUGCUAAGCCAUUGACUGACAAGGGAAAGUAGAAAACUCCUUCUGCAAGAGUUUUCGCUGCUCUUUACCCAUAGCGAAUGCUCUUUGGUUACUAUGGAAACUCCCUAGGCAGUGCCCCUAGCGCUGUUAAAAUGCUGGCAAUGAAGGCUGCGUGCCAACAUCACUGAGGGAGGUAUUGUCUGCUCUCACUUGUCAGUCAGUGCAGUGCCUUGACAUAACAGCAGGGAGAAGAGCCAGUUUUUUUUCCCUAAUCUAUACAUUCGCUAGCAAAACUGUUAGAUAAAAUCGUAUGCCCAAUCUAAUGAGCAUGCGUUGUUUGGGGAAUGAAAGGUGCCAUUUAAAGGCAGUCCAUUCAUGGAUAUUCUUCCAUCCUUCCUUUGACCUGUCCUAGUCUCAUUUCCUUUACGUUGGAUUGUCUCCAUCUUUAAGUUAUCCAUUCUGUAGCACUUUUAAACAUUGUAUUUCUCAAAAUCUAACAUUAAGGGUGUUGCUUCUUACUACUCAGUGUUUUAAAAAUGUUAAGAAUUGUAAAAUUAUUUAUACAGGUUUUCUCUGGGUCCAGCCUGUGGUCAUGUACUGUAAAGUGCUUAGAGCAAGAUUAGUUGCCAUCAGAAAAUUAGGAACAUAACUUUUAUGUUUGAAACAUGGAGCCCUCAAAUUCCUUAAAGAGCAACUUUCUCCUCAAAUAUUUUUAAUGUAAUAAAACCUUUCAAGUCUUGCAAGGAAAUACUUAAUAUAUAUAUAUAUAUUUUUUUUAAGAUAAGUUGCCAGAAUUGACAUUGGCCAUCCUGGAACUCUAAUUUGGGCUGACUGAUAACACCCCAAUGAGUCUGGCAUUGGUGGACUUAGACUUCCAUCUGCACAUAAGGGCUCCAACCACCAUAACCACUUCAAAUCACUGAAGUGGUCAUGAUUUGAGUAACCCAUUAAAUCAUCUUGAUAAAGUAACUUAAAUCUAUAGUGCAGGGAUUGGCAAUCGUUGGCUCUCUUGAACAUGUGGACCUUUCAUAGUGCUGGUAAAGCUUCAGGGGUAGAUGAUAUCUGGAGGCCAAAUGUUGUGUGCCCAUGCUGUAGUGCUUCUAUAUUAAUUGGAUCAAUGGAGGUUUUGUUUUUUGUUUUUCUUAUAAAUGUAUGUGAAAUCUUGGUAAUAUGUAUAGAAAGUAAAUCUGUUCUUGUUUCAUAUGCAUUAAUUGUUCGAUAUUUUUUUUCCCCCCCCCUCUUAGAUUUUCCCAGAUCCUUCUGAUUUUGAGCGAUGUUGCAAACUGAAGGACAGACUGCCUUCGAUUGUCGUGGAGCCUACAGAAGGAGAUGUAGAGAGUGGUGAGCUGCGAUGGCCUCCAGAGGAAUUUGUUGUGGAGGAGGAAAAGGAUGACUGCGUUGAAACAAAGAAGGAAACUAGCCAGGAGCAGUAAUGGCAGACCUGCAUCCGAUCUUAAAUCUAUUGUCGUGUGAAGGAGGAAAUGGCCACAAAAUGGCGUGACUAUGAAUCCGUUAGAGGUUUUCUGUUAAAGAUGACAAACUCAAAGAUGCACCUGUGAGAUUUUUUUUUCCUUGUGAGAAAAUACAGCCGUCAUGUGAUCAAAAGCAGGAAGUCUUCUAAGAAAUGUUUGCUUUAUAUAUUUUUUUUUUCUCCAUUAUAUUCCAUUAUUUAGAGAUUGCGAUCUGAGUUGGGUUUUUUCUGAUCCUAGAAGUAGCGCUCAUAUUCCCACAAGGCAUCAAAGGCAGGAAUUAACCAUAGAGUGCACUUCAACAGCAGCAAGCAAUGAAUGGACCUUUCUUUUUCUUUUUUUCUUUCAAAGAAUGCAAAUUUAAUGUUAAUUUUCUUUAGCUGCAAGAAUAAAGCAAAUUUUGAGAAACUGUUUAGGGAUGGGGGGGAUAUCACUUAGAAGGGAAUUGUCCUAUUGUAAGUGAAGCUUAGAGGCGGUGAAAUAUCUUGACCUUUAUUAUUCAGCCUGGCACAUGAGUCACCUUUACGAUGGUACCAUAGACAAGUGAUUAACUUGGAGAUAAUGUCAUGUUUUGUCUCCAUGGCUAGACAUGUAUGGAAACCCUUCUAAGGGACCCAAUGUCAUUUCAUGCAUUUGUUUUUCUAAUUUGCUUCCAAAUUUGACAUGGAGAAUAUGUGCUUGGGAUCUAGCAGUGUUGGAGAUUAAUUUUCUGGUAUUGCCGGUCAUUACAGAGCUUCCUGUUCCAAUGACAAAUUCGAUAGUGUUCCACUUCACACCAUACGUGCCCACUCAGCAUGUCAGAUUUUCGAAGAUGGCUAUCCUGCGCACAUAUGCAUUUUCAUAGUCUGACAGGGAUCAGACGAUAUUAGGGAUAUUUCACCAUUGUGAAAAAAGUUUGUGUUUUUUGUCAAUGUAGUGCAAAUGAAGAUACUUGCCAAAACUGGGGUAAAAAAAAUUGUAGGACUUACUGCACCUAUAGAAAUUAUUUUUUUUUUGGGAUAUGCAAGAAAUUGUUGUCUAACAGUGUAGAUUAAGAGAUAUAUUUCUUAAAGUAGCAUUAAAUCAUCAAAGCAUUUUUGUGUUUGGUUUGCUGUGUACAGUAGAAAAUUCAGGGACGUUUAAAUUGUUUCUUCGAAAAAGUCCCCUGUGCGUGUAUUCAUGUGAUGGAUGCAUCUGAUGGGUGCUGACAGACCUAAAAAUAAACAUCCAUUUCAUUCAUCAGUAUCCCACAUACAUUGCACAAAAUGGACAGUCUUUCAAGAGGCCAUUAUUUAUCUUGCACACAAUAGACUAGUCACAUUCUGGUUCAUGCUUCCUUUAUACAUAUUUUUUCAGCGUUCAUUGAGCUGAAAGUAAAAAAAAAAAAAAAAUGUUUGAAAUGCUCUGGGCUACAAAGGAAAUAUUGCUAUCCACAAACUGUUUUUAGGUCUGCCUAAUCCGAUCUUUCAGUAAUCUAUAGCAAUAACUUGUCUGUGCUUUGAAUGAUAAAUGCAAAAUGUAAAGCUUUGUGUUCUCUAGUGACACGUGUAGGAAGUCUUUGGAGGUAGAAGUAUUUUUAUUCUCAUCUGCAUCUUCAAACUUUGUCACCAAGAAAAAUGUCUUCAGUCCAGACCAAUGGGGUGUCUGUUUUGUAAUUCUGGUCCCGUUAUCUUCAUAGUGUCUAGUGACUGACCAUGUCAUUUGGGCCUUCGAUGGCCUGGGAUUUUAACACAAUCCAUGUGCUCUCAAAGCCGGAGUGUGAUACAGUGGUCAUGUUCUCAACUGAAGGGUGUUACGGAAUGCCACUUGCAGAUGGAACUUAACUUGUCACCUACUUGUUCCCAAGCUGUGCCACACAGGAUGAAAAUCGAAAUGGCACUCCUGAGACUGUAUGACUUGCAAGUGGGGGAACAAAACCUACUCCUGAUUUUAAACGUUUGUGUCUCCAUCUUGUUUGAGAUUAUUGUAUUUUUCAAUUUGUUACUGAUGUAUCUGCGAACAAAAAGCACUCCAGUAAAUUCUGUUGUAAAAUAGUAUAUAUAUGUAAUUUUUGAGGCUCAGGGAGAAGCUAGCUUUGUUUUGUUUUUUUGUUUUUCUCAAACUUUUUUUGUCACUGUGACAGUUGUAAAUAAAGGUUUGAAAUUGCUUUCCAAAA